AUGAUCACCCGCGAUUCUGUCGAGGGGCCGCUUCCGUCUUUCGACUUGUUGGAGUUGCGGUGGGUGUUAGAUCGGAUUGCCCGGCUUGCCGGGACUGAAGAAGAAUUUGGCCACGAGGACUGGGAGGAUAAGAGUGAGGAUUUCAAUUCGAAUACGGAUGUAGAGAGGAAGGAAGCUGAUGCUGCUGUAACGCCUCUACCACGAAAGAUUGAUAACGCGGCAUAA
Messenger RNA from Aspergillus chevalieri, 225 nucleotides. RefSeq lists its product as uncharacterized. NCBI's taxonomy places the organism in Eukaryota, Fungi, Ascomycota, Eurotiomycetes, Eurotiales, Aspergillaceae. The record is from RefSeq and is a predicted model, not a curated record. Bases 1 to 225 code for a protein of 74 amino acids. The transcript has a single exon.